Pocillopora verrucosa is the source of this 1386-nucleotide messenger RNA. The record is from RefSeq and is a predicted model, not a curated record. NCBI's taxonomy places the organism in Eukaryota, Metazoa, Cnidaria, Anthozoa, Scleractinia, Pocilloporidae.
AUGAGUGAAAGCGCCGAAACAAGUAAACCUCCCAUUGAACAUGACAGCACCACCGAUAGUGAGGAUGACAACGGUGAUUCAGAUUUUGACCCUGAAGAAAUUGAGAAGGAGAUACUGGGAGUGAAAAGUUUGUUAAGAAGACAAUGUGCUCGGCACAAGGACGUUGCAACCUUGAAGAGUGAACACAAAAAUUGGCUAAAAGGAGUAAUUUCACAGCUAGACCAUUCAAAUAACCUGGAGGGUGAAGACUUACAGGACACAAUUCAGAUGGUCAAUAGAGCUGAGGAAGGUGAAAGAGCUCGCCGAAUGUCAAUACCUUUUUCAGCUGAUGUGGAAGAAACCGAGCUGGACAUUUCUAUUCAGAGUGGACAGUUAUCAAAUGUUCAUACGGAACUUCUACACCUCUUUGCCAUUCACGAUGCUAAGUUUCAAAUGGAAUGUGAGCGUGACAGACGCAAUAUGGAAAAUUCCAAGAACAGAAUGCACGAAGAACUUAUGAGCAAGAUGGCCAGAAUGAAAGCCACAGAAGAAUUCGAGAGAGAAAGGACGAGAAAGAUAAAAGAAAUGAAGGAGUUAACAGAGACAGUCAGCGAAACGGGGCUUGCGAUGGCAGAAACAAACGAUAGACUGAGUUAUGUACACGCUGAUCUGAAAAAUGCGUUUCAAAUGAUGAGGGAUGCCGACGCCGCUAAGGAAGUAAAAGAUCGGGAGAAAACAGAGGACUUGAAGGAGAUGAUGCUGCAAGAAAUUAGACGACGGCCAGCAAAAAAUGAGAAGGACAUCAUGGAACAAGAAAGAAUGAGACGAAUUGAACUGCAUCAGCAACAAAUGAUCGAUCGACGAGGUUCAACCACCGACACGCUUUUGGAAGUUCAAGAACAAUUAUUGAAAAUAUUCUCCAAAAUCAAGAGGGAAAAGAAGGUCAGAAAGACUGAAAUCAAACAGAACCAAGAAGACCACAAGAACCGCAUGCAAGAGGAGCUCUUACGAAAGUCUCAUCAAAAGGAAGUGUCAAUUCAAGAGGCCCAGGAAAAAUGCCGAAGGAUCACGGAAACCAUGAGUCAGAUCUCAGACGGUGAUGAAGCGAAAGCCAAGGCUAUAGAUAUGUUGAUUGAUGUUCAGAAACAACUGCUGGAUGUCUUCGCCAUUACAAAGGUUCAAGACCUGAAAGACCGAAUGAGUCAUAUUAAGAUGUUGAACUGUCGUAAGAACAUGCUGAGAGAGAUCCGAGGCAAGAGAGCCGAUCGAGAGAAUAGCAGUGGCUUCUUACCCAAACCACACGCUGAUGCAGCUACGCUUAAGUCAGGCAGGAGACUCUCGUUAAUUGGUGAACGUUUGCAACAAGAAGUCAGUCAUUCUUCGUCUCCAGAAAAUUGUGAUGAUUAA